Messenger RNA from Spodoptera litura, 1225 nucleotides. RefSeq names its product CAPA/CAP2b protein (gene CAPA). The record is from RefSeq and is a predicted model, not a curated record. Gene Ontology annotation, biological process: neuropeptide signaling pathway. Gene Ontology annotation, molecular function: neuropeptide hormone activity. NCBI's taxonomy places the organism in Eukaryota, Metazoa, Arthropoda, Insecta, Lepidoptera, Noctuidae.
CUUAAGACAGUGCCCUAUUUUAAAAUUGUGUGUUUUAAAUAGUUACAGGUGAAAAAGUUUGAGCACCCCUGUUGCUUCGGUGUCGGGGCCUAUAUAAACUGUGGAUACGGAUCACGGUACAGCAUUCGACGUGCAACAGGUUGAGAAGAUCACAACUAUGCAGCCUACAAUGAGGAUCGUCGUCUCCAUGGUGCUGCUGGCGUCAGCGCUCGCUAGUGCUUACCAUAGCAGUGCCAAACUCCGGCGGGAUGGCGUGCUCAACUUGUACCCGUUCCCUAGAGUCGGGCGGGCGUCAAGGAACACGUGGCAGCUACCUCUCAACGACCUCUAUCUUGAAUACGAGCCAUCAACAAUGGAGAAGCGACAAUUGUACGCGUUCCCGCGCGUCGGUCGCAGCGAUUUGUCGCUGUCGCGCGUCGACUCUCACGAGUUCCAGCCCACAGCCGUUCGGCGCACUGACAGCCCUGGCAUGUGGUUCGGACCCCGGCUCGGAAGGUCCUUCAAGAGUGAUGAUGAUGCAGAAUUCACAGUGCAAAACGAAAACAACGACCAUAGCGAGCCUGAACAGACGGAACCCGUGCACGAGGAGCGGAGGAAGAGGCAAACCUUGAACUAAAUGUACCGCUAUGAUCACUGACGAAUGAACCCUAAAAUACGGCGCAUAUUGAACGAAAGUACUAUUUGACAUUUUAAACUAACUUCAAAAAAGGAGUUUUAAUAUCAUGCUGUAUAUGAAGUGUCUUUUCAUUGGCUGGUUCGAUUUGAGAUUUAGAACGCUAAAAUAAUUUUUGAAAUUUCUGACAACUGGCUGAUUAUUUAUAGCCAGUAAACGCACUCAUAUUUUGUUAUGUUCACCUUAAGACAGAAAUAUUAGUCAUAUAGACAGUCGGUAAUAUGCGCCGUAUCUUAGUACCAUAGACUAAUUUAAAAAUUACGAGUAGAUGACACUAGUUGUACCGCCGAAACGCCUACACACAAUUAUUAAAAGAAUAAAUUAAUUAUUAUUGCAUUAAAUUAUUAAUUGUAAUCAUAAUGUAAAUCGACCGUCAACAUUAUUGUAAGAAUUAAAUGUAAGUACUAAAUGUAUUUAGUAAUUUUAAUGUUUAUUAAUAAGUAUUCAUUGCCAAAUUUAUUUCUUAGGCUGGGCGGGUUUAAUUCUUCCGUUUAGAUAAAUCCGUGAAAUGAUUUUGGCAAUUUAUUAUUAUUAUUAAAAAUAAUAUAAAAA